ACAAAGAAGGAGUAAGAAACGAGCUGUGGAUGUGAUGACUGUGGGUAACCCCUCCUCUCCAAAGGCUUUCUUUCCAUCUUCAAAAGUUCGGCGUUACUGUGCAGUUGGAAGUGGGCAGAGCCUGUCAUUCGACCUGAGCAGGCAGAGCCUGGUUCCUGAGACAGUCUGAGCUCCCCCCUCCUCCCGCGCCCUCCACAAGCUUUGCUCCAGGUCUACAGUUUGAAGGGAACUAAAUGAACCUGCUGUGAGCACAGCUGCAGAUCACGGAGGGAGAAAAUCCUUCUUGCUGCCUUUGAAAGAAUUAAAGAACGAAACAACGCAGAAUAAUCCCCCAAGACGAAAACGACUUGUGCUUGGCAACCUGCACUGGUUCCAGUGUAGACAGAGCUGUGCCUCGAGGACUGAGCAGCUGUGCUGACCAUGAGCGAGCAGAGCCACGUGAACAGCCUGUUCCUCAAUGAGGAUGCAGCCAAGCGGCUCCACGCCGACAGCCGGGUUCAGCGGUUCCGGCAGGCUGUGCAGAAGCGCGCGGCGCGGGCCAAGAAGCGGAUGCACAGCAUCACUGCUGGGAGCGCUAAAAGCUUUUUCAGGAGGAAUGCCUUUGUCCUCUUCACCAUUGCUGCAGUCCUACUAGGCAUUAUCCUGGCCUUCUCCCUCCGGCCCUACCAGCUGACCUAUCGCCAGAUCAAGUAUUUCUCCUUCCCUGGUGAGCUGCUGAUGCGUAUGCUCCAGAUGCUGGUUCUUCCUCUCAUUGUCUCUAGCUUGAUUACAGGAAUGGCCUCACUGGAUAGCAGAGUCUCAGGGAAGAUGGGGAUGCGGGCUAUCAUCUAUUACAUGGUGACCACAAUCAUAGCUGUUUUCAUCGGCAUCUUCAUGGUGAUCAUCAUACACCCAGGAAAAGGAUCUAAGGACAACCUUCACCGAGAAGGCAGAAUUGAGCAGGUGCAGACCACAGAUGCCUUCAUGGACUUGGUGAGGAAUAUGUUCCCGCCUAAUCUGGUAGAAGCUUGCUUCAAACAGUACAAGACUCAGUACAGCACCAGGGUCUUCACCAGAACCAUCCUCCACAGCAGCAAUGUCACAGCAGGUGUGACAACCACUCAGAUCCCUGUGCCUGAGAAUUUCACCAUCAUCAUGGAGAAUGUCACUCACAGCCUGGGAACCAUCUCCGAGGUGCUGACCUUUGAAGAAGUCAUUCCCAUCCCAGGCUCAGCCAAUGGGGUGAACGCACUGGGGCUGGUAGUGUUCUCCAUGUGCUUCGGUUUGAUGAUCGGCAGCAUGAAGCAGAAGGGACGGGCCCUGCGAGAGUUCUUUAACUGCCUCAACGAAGCCAUCAUGAGGCUGGUGGCCAUUAUCAUCUGGUAUGCUCCAGUUGGGAUCAUGUUUUUAAUUGCGGGCAAAAUCCUGGAGAUGGAUGACCUAGCAGUGAUGGGAGGCCAGCUGGGGAUGUACACGCUCACUGUCAUCGUUGGACUCCUCAUUCAUGCUCUUUGCAUCCUGCCCUUGCUCUACUUCAUUGUCACUCACCGAAACCCCUGGGUGUUCAUUGCAGGGCUCCUGCAGGCUCUCAUCACAGCCCUGGGCACCUCCUCCAGCUCAGCGACUCUACCCAUAACCUUCAGGUGCCUGGAAGAAAACAAUGGUGUGGACAGGCGCAUCACGAGGUUUGUGCUGCCUGUGGGAGCCACAAUUAACAUGGACGGCACUGCUCUGUAUGAGGCCCUUGCAGCCAUCUUCAUUGCACAAGUCAACAACUAUGAACUUGACUUUGGGCAAAUCAUCACAAUAAGCAUCACUGCCACGGCAGCCAGCAUUGGAGCCGCAGGUAUUCCCCAGGCAGGACUGGUGACAAUGGUUAUAGUGCUGACAUCAGUCGGGCUGCCUACUGAAGACAUUACACUGAUCAUCGCUGUGGACUGGUUUCUGGACCGCCUUAGAACAACUACCAACGUCCUGGGGGAUUCUCUGGGGGCUGGCAUUGUGGAGCAUCUCUCCCGUCAUGAGCUGGAUGCACAAGACUGCGAACUUGACUAAACAGAUCCUGUAUAUAUCACAGACUAUUUGUCCAACUUUUCAAGAAAACAUUGAAUUCUAAUCCUGAAGACACUUCCUGUAUAAAAAGGGCAGACUGAAGGAUGAAUCAGAAGAUUGUUGGACUGGAUUCUAGUUCAAAUGGGAAUUAAUUCUGGGAAGUCCUAUGGCUUGGGUUACACAGACAGUCAUACUAGAUUGGUCAUAAGGGUCCCUUCUGGCUUUAUAAUAUAUGCACGUGCUUUCUGGCUUAGAGAUAUCGCAAAGGGUCUUUCCAGCCCAAUCAUUUCUAAAAGCUAUCUGAAAGGAUCCUAAUGAUACUUCAGUAAAACUCAGCAGGAGCCUAACCUGUUUUCAGUUCCUGUUAGCAGACAUGUACACGUAUCACAAAAGGGACUCUCCAUACCACAUUGCAUCCACAUGUUCACAGAUGUUCCCACAAAGCAGUGCGCGCCAAGUCUUGCUAUUUGUGAUUUCCUGCUUUCCACACAAGAAUAACAGAGCACAAACAAGUAGAGGCCUCAUUUUCCAACAAUGAAAGCCAGUCUUCCUUUGGGACUUUCAGAAUUCAGUUUAUAGCUUUUAGCUCUGGUGUUUACCCGUGUUGUUAACCAGAUUAUGACUGGGAUUAUCUGUUUACAGUACCUGAACAUCAAAGUAUUGUCAGAAAUUUGCAUAUACUUACAUAUAUAUAUAAAUACACACAUAUAUAUGAAAGGGGUGCAUUUAUGCAAGCAUACAUAUACAAAUUUUUUGUUACUAAUCCAAGAAGGAAAGCCAAUAUUACAGUCUCACUAUGUAUAAAGCUGCAUAUUUCAUUUUGGUGCCCAUCUUGAUUUACUUAUUGAACUCCAUACUUAAAACAAAAAACUGAGGCUGUUCUACAUAAUUUCAGAAAUUAGUCUUUCAAAGCCAGAUUUCCCAGAAAGGAGCUCAAUGCAUGCCAAUUUUGACUUGUACCUGCUGAAGGUGAAAUGAGAACUUCUCAAUGUGUAGAAAAAUUUCUCUACUGUGUCCUUGUCUGUACACAUCCCAAAGACCCCUGUCCACACUGCAUCUGUUUUGGCAAAGGCCAAGCUUUCAGAGAUCAGUCAAGAAUACUACAGUAUUUGUACUCUUUCCAAAUCCAGUGCUGACCUUGUACUAACUCAGCCUUCAAAACUGGGUAAUUGAAUGGAAUGUUAUAAUUUUAUCCACUGUCUUUUAAAAAUACCAGCUAUUUGUGAGCUUAUACAGUCUUUACUACAGUCCUGCUGCUUCUACUUCCAGAAACUUUUAAAGUUUCUUCUUUUUGCAAACAGAUCUCUUCCUAAUGAUUACAGAUAGGAUGAAACAGCUGUCUCAAUGUCUAAAUACACAAGUAGCUCUUGGAUAACUCUUCAAUACUAAUUUGAAGAGAGAAAAUCCAGGAAGAAUAUGGAUUUUUAGUUAGGCCACAUGUCACUUUAUGUUUGUGAUACAUACACAUUAUUCCAGGAGUCAGAGCUGCCCAUGAAAACUGAUCUGAAAUUGUAUGUCCUUCUGCUCUGCCCAAAGAAAAACUGGAAAUCAGUACUGUACAAUGUGUUCAUGGCAUUCAUGCAAUUUGACUCUGUUAAUUCCUGAAGGCUUUUUCUUCAUGCUGUUAUUUUCAGUGUUAAUACAGAUAGUUUCCAUGUUUGAAAAAUAAAGGGAAUUUUUUUCCA
Molecule: messenger RNA, 3716 nt
Organism: Hirundo rustica (Barn swallow)
Lineage: Eukaryota; Metazoa; Chordata; Aves; Passeriformes; Hirundinidae
Product: excitatory amino acid transporter 4-like
Exons: 14
Coding region: 421-2034 (537 amino acids)
Biological process (GO): L-glutamate transmembrane transport
Cellular component (GO): plasma membrane
Molecular function (GO): neutral L-amino acid transmembrane transporter activity; L-glutamate transmembrane transporter activity; glutamate:sodium symporter activity
Source: RefSeq, a predicted model, not a curated record